GAGCAUUGAAGACUUCAAAUGAAGAUAAUGAUGAUGCUUGUUUCUGACAGCCAUUUUAUAUCAUGUCACAUUCAUUUCACACAAAAUGUCAUCCUUCUGAAUCUCAAGACCAUGGUUCCAAAACAUAUGUCCUCUUGACGUGUUUCCAAAAGUGACUUUUCAGCACAGGAUAUCCAUUGCAUGCAAAUCAAGUGAGGUCAGUGCCAGACCCGCACAGCAUGCAUGAGGUCAUCUAUAAUUCACGCUGUCAACAUAGAUGUCCUGUACGCAUCCCUUUACAGCAGGAUAUCCAAGCACCAUCUUGGAGCCACAGCUGACCACUGGGUGUCAGGCACCACAAGACACCCGCUUGGCGACAUGCGACAGCGGCACAAGUUUCUCACCAGUGCCAGGCUGACGUCUCUGGUGCGGGCUCGCCCCAUAGAUGACCAGUGGCCAUGAGUGUCAGGAGGC
This is a messenger RNA of Coccomyxa subellipsoidea C-169, 453 nucleotides long. RefSeq lists its product as hypothetical. NCBI's taxonomy places the organism in Eukaryota, Viridiplantae, Chlorophyta, Trebouxiophyceae, Coccomyxaceae. The transcript has a single exon. Bases 223 to 441 code for a protein of 72 amino acids. The record is from RefSeq and is a predicted model, not a curated record.